This is a messenger RNA of Ruditapes philippinarum (Manila clam), 1593 nucleotides long. Its product is annotated as lysocardiolipin acyltransferase 1-like. Gene Ontology annotation, cellular component: endomembrane system. The transcript has a single exon. NCBI's taxonomy places the organism in Eukaryota, Metazoa, Mollusca, Bivalvia, Venerida, Veneridae. The record is from RefSeq and is a predicted model, not a curated record. Bases 161 to 1285 code for a protein of 374 amino acids. Gene Ontology annotation, molecular function: acyltransferase activity.
AGAGAAAAAUAAACGGUCAUAGUGCACUUCAAUUGCGUUGAACUAUUUACUCGAUUUACUGUAUUAGUGCUUAAACUAUAUAUGUGAAUAUGAAACAAUUUAACAUUGUAAGUGGAACAAUGCAAGGUUAAAAUAUUCGUUACUUGCGAAAUAAGUGUAAAUGAACAUUAUCACUAUGGAGGAAUGGAAAAAGUACAGACGUUUGGGAGGAGGUAUUUUGUUUGUACUGACACUAUUGUUCACUUCUCUCAGCGGUUUUAUUGUACUAAGUGUUUUGUACUUGCCGGGUUUCCUGUUUGGACACUCGUCUGCACAAUGGAUAUUUGAUACACUAACGAGUUUAUGGUUUACGUUUGCUGUUGGUAUAUAUGAACUUAUUUAUGGUGUGAAGAUCGUGAUUCAAGGAGAUGUCAGAAAUUUAAACAAGAACAGAUGUACUUUAUUUAUCAUGAACCACAGAACCAGACUGGACUGGUUGUUUUUCUUCUCUAUCCAGGCGAGAUACGGAUCUCUACGACGGUUCAAGAUAGCGCUCAAAGAUGAGAUUCGUCAUCUACCGGGAGCAGGCUGGGCAAUGCAGACAGCCCAGUUUCUAUUCCUGAAAAGGAAAUGGCAUAUUGACAAAAACCGUGUAGAAGCAACGUUAAAACAUUUCAAACAGAACUGUUUGCCGCCUCAGUUAUUAUUCUUUCCAGAAGGCACUGAUUUACAGGGCAUCAGUAGACAGAAGAGCAAAGAUUAUGCGGAGAAAAAUGAACUUGACGAUUACCAUUAUGUUCUUCACCCAAGGACGCUUGGUUUUACGUCAGUUGUAACAAAUAUGAAAACUUGUAAUAACCUUGAUCAGAUUGUUGACGUCACUAUUUCCUAUCCUCGCACGAUGCUUCAACGAGAAACUGAUCUCGUGACUGGAAACAUUCCACGAGAGGUGGUUUUUACGUUACGUUGUUAUGACAUUGAUGAAGUACCGACAGACAACGAGCCAAAACUGACCAGAUGGCUGGAGGAACGCUGGUAUGAAAAAGAAGAAUUUCUGAAGUGUUUCUAUAGCAACAAACAAUAUAGUAAUGACAAUGGAUAUACAAAAGAACAGAACACAGAAAUUGAAAGAGACACCAAGUUAUAUAUGAUUGGUGCUAUAAUUUUUUGGACAUUAUUUGCUAUCAUAACAUUGUAUUAUUUGUCGUUUUUCUACAUGUUCCGUAUGACAUAUUUGUUCGGUUGUGUGAUAGGUGUUUUCCUAAGUACAUUUGUUGGAUUCAACAACAUAUUUAAUAAACUAUAAUUUACAUAUGAGCUUUGCUUUCAUACCUACAAUAUUGUGUGGAAAAGACAGGAACAAACUUUGAAUAAUAAUUUAUAGACAAAGCAAGCUUGUUGUUGAUAGUACACGAUACCAAGAAAGAACUAAUUAUGAACAUUUCUUGUUGUAUGAAAUGUUUAGCUUAUUGUUGCAAGUAUUCUGUUCAAUUCAUAAACAUUUUUAUUUAUUUCAUUUAUUUAUUCAUCCAUUCGUUAUAUAUGUAUAUUGCAAUUAUGUAGUUACGCAUAAUAAAAUUAUCACGAACAUUUAAUACGUGUUUACUUCUUUGU